Ctenocephalides felis (cat flea) is the source of this 639-nucleotide messenger RNA. RefSeq lists its product as uncharacterized. The transcript has 3 exons. Bases 1 to 639 code for a protein of 212 amino acids. The record is from RefSeq and is a predicted model, not a curated record. NCBI's taxonomy places the organism in Eukaryota, Metazoa, Arthropoda, Insecta, Siphonaptera, Pulicidae.
AUGCCUGAUAUAAAGCAGUACUGGUUUUCACAUAAAAAUGACUUAAAAUUAUCAGUUGUUAGAGCUUUGACCAAUCACAGGGUACAGGUAACAACAGCUUUGGCCCAGAGAACAAGACUUGAUACCAGUUAUGCUUUCACUCAGAAUUAUGAUGGUUUAUUAUUAUCAGUGAAGAGAGCUUUGACCAAUUACAAAGUACAAUGUUCAAUACCAUCUUUGAUAAGACGAAAAUGGCAGAGAGAUAUAGACAAAAAAUGGCAGAGAGAGAUAGAGACAAAAAUAAAAUGGCAGAGAGAUAAUGGAGACAAAAAAUGUCAGAGAGAUGAUAGAGACAAAAAAUGGCAGAGAGAUGAUGUAGACAGAAAAUGGCAGAGAGAUGAUGUAGACAGAAAAUGGCAGAGAGAUGAUGUAGACAGAAAAUGGCAGAGAGAUGAUGUAGACAGAAAAUGGCAGAGAGAUGAUGUAGACAGAAAAUGGCAGAGAGAUGAUGUAGACAGAAAAUGGCAGAGAGAUGAUGUAGACAGAAAAUGGCAGAGAGAUGAUGUAGACAGAAAAUGGCAGAGAGAUAAUGUAGACAGAAAAUGGCAGAGAGAUAAUGUAGACAGAAAAUGGCAGAGAGAUAAUGUAGAAAGAAAAUGA